ACCCUUUCCGGAGCUCUGUGCUUCGGCUGGCGGCCGGAGGUUGACGGCGAGUGGUGCUGAAGGGACAGCUCCAGCAGCGGCUGCUUUGUGGGGAGAAACAAAAUCUGCAGAUCGAAAUGGGAGCAGGGGGUCUUCACCUUCAAGUGGGUGAGCUCUCCUAACCUCUGGCCAGCCUCUGCUCCAACCACGGCCAGCCGAUCUGUCCGCUCCCUGCGGGGUCGGGCAGCGCCAGCUGGACCAGCCCCGAGCUCCAUGGUUUGCCCAGCCCUGCGCGAUGGUGACUCUGGGCGAGGAGGUUGGCGCCCGGCGACCCCACGUAUCUCAGAAUGAAGGUAGGGAGCGCGGCCAGCGGCCGGCAGGGUCUGUCUCCGAGACCCCAGCUCCAAGAGGCGGCCCAGCCACCUGAACCCGGAAAACGCCAACAAGUAGUUUCUCAUCGGAGGAGGGCGGCUCAGCGGGGCGCCAAGACCCAGUCCAGCUGCCUGGAGAACCUCGUUCACUCGGAAAGCAAAGCAGAACCACUUUUCUCUCUGUCUCCUUAAGUCAUGUCUGAGCCACAGAGAUGGGCAAGAUCGAGAACAACGAGAGGGUGAUCCUCAAUGUUGGGGGCACCAGGCACGAAACCUACCGCAGCACCCUCAAGACUCUGCCUGGAACGCGCCUGGCCCUUCUCGCCGCCUCGGAGCCCCAGGGCGACUGCUUGACAUCGGCGGGCGACAAGCUGCAGCCGUCGCCCCCUCCACUGUCGCCGCCGCCGCGACCGCCCCCUUUGUCCCCCGGCCCGGGAGGUUGCUUCGAAGGCGGCGCGGGUAACUGCAGUUCCCGCGGCGGCGGCGGCAGCGAGUUCUUCUUCGACCGGCACCCGGGCGUCUUCGCCUACGUGCUCAACUACUACCGCACCGGCAAGCUGCACUGCCCCGCCGACGUGUGCGGGCCGCUCUUCGAGGAGGAGCUGGCCUUCUGGGGCAUCGACGAGACCGACGUGGAGCCGUGCUGCUGGAUGACCUACCGGCAGCACCGCGACGCCGAAGAGGCGCUUGACAUCUUCGAGACUCCCGACCUCAUCGGCGGCGACCCUGGCGACGACGAGGACCUGGCGGCCAAGAGGCUGGGCAUCGAGGACACGGCGGGGCUAGCGGGGUCCGACGGCAAGUCUGGCCGCUGGAGGAGGCUGCAGCCCCGCAUGUGGGCCCUCUUCGAAGACCCCUACUCCUCCAGAGCCGCCAGGAUAGAAGCCAAGAUUAAGAUGAAAUAUGUAAGAAGCCACUGGAUAAUUUUCUUAAAGGCAGUUCUGGAAAGAAGCAUGGAGAAUAAACCUUCUUGGUCAGGUGAAGGUCAAGGAGAAAUCAGGAUCAAGGAAAGGGUCUGUUAUUCUAGGAAGAACAGAUAUGUAGUGCCUGAGCCUGAAGGCAUCCUGACUUCUGCCAAAACCUUACAAAUGGACUGCAGAAAGAUGAAAGCAGUGGGUCUGCACUGGAUUCAAGGCAGACUUUUGACAUAUCCAAGACCGAUUCAUGCUUCAGUUCAAACAGGAGGACCAAUGAUCGGACAAUUAUCAUGA
Molecule: messenger RNA, 1561 nt
Organism: Galeopterus variegatus (Sunda flying lemur)
Lineage: Eukaryota; Metazoa; Chordata; Mammalia; Dermoptera; Cynocephalidae
Product: potassium voltage-gated channel subfamily C member 2-like
Exons: 4
Coding region: 563-1561 (332 amino acids)
Biological process (GO): protein homooligomerization; potassium ion transmembrane transport
Cellular component (GO): dendrite membrane; voltage-gated potassium channel complex; axon
Molecular function (GO): delayed rectifier potassium channel activity; protein binding
Source: RefSeq, a predicted model, not a curated record